This is a messenger RNA of Laetiporus sulphureus 93-53, 531 nucleotides long. RefSeq lists its product as uncharacterized. Lineage: Eukaryota; Fungi; Basidiomycota; Agaricomycetes; Polyporales; Laetiporaceae. The record is from RefSeq and is a predicted model, not a curated record. The transcript has 4 exons. The annotation marks the transcript as partial.
CGCGCCCUAUUAUAUACACGCGCGCUACUACUCUCCCACGCCGGUGGCGCAGGUCGCACCGGGGCCUCUCACAUCUGUGCUCCGCGCCCAGAUUCCAACACGCCCCCUCGACCUAGCCACUGCUGCUGCCCGCCCCCUGCGCCUGGUGUCUUGUAUCACCGCAGCGGCGCCCCGCGGUCAACCCUCUGGCCCUCACCCUCCUGCCCUCGACCUCCUGAUCCCACCUCUGCUUGGUCGCACCUCGACCUGCCCCAGCUCCCAGCCUUUGACCUGCCAACUGGAUUACUCACCAGCCAGCAUCCUGGUCCCCAGCAGGAGCCUCGUACCAGCCCGUUGUGCGGCCAGGAGUUUGGGAGUCGCCCGCUCUCUAGAAGAUGGCUCCACGGGGCCAAACCGAUGGCCCAUCCCAUUGUAGCCGCGCCCUAUUAUAUACACGCGCGCUACUACUCUCCCACGCCGGUGGCGCAGGUCGCACCGGGGCCUCUCACAUCUGUGCUCCGCGCCCAGAUUCCAACACAUCUUUCGUUCUAG